AAAGUUCAGCAUCAAACUUUGAUUGGCAUUACUUUUGUUGCCUAACAGACAACCGAUCAAUGAUUUAAAGUAUAGUGUUACAGUUGACAGAGAUCCCCAAGAAAUUCAAUAUUCAGCAAUAGCUAUAAGUACGUAAUGAAAACAAAACAUAAACUACUAAAAAUUAGAAUGGUGCGAUAUGUGAAAUCUUGGAAGUUUUCGGGGCUUGAGGGGUAGGGAAAUAAUCAAGAAUCCCGCCUUUCAGCGCCAUUGCUGUGACGCGCACUCGUGUUUCGAACUCCUUUAGUGACGACCGCCCUAAAAUUUUGACGUGGCUACUACGUAUCGCCCGUUUAUCCAGUCCGAUUGCAGCAAAGUUGGUGACGAGGAAUACGUAACUGGUGUUCCAUAUAGGAGGCAAUGGAGACUAUUGUCGAGGAGAAAUGUCAAGUUGACCCACUUGCUCCAUCCCCGGAUCCCCAGGGUGGUAUAGCAUCGGUAGGCGUCAAUAACUCGCAGCCCCAUCUGGUGACAGCAACUAAUAUUGUUCAGCUCACCUUACCUUCUCAUACACAAGCACAGGUACAAAGUGUCAUACAGCCAAACCAACAAUCUGUUAUUCAAACAGCGGCCAAUUUACAACCUAUGCUUAGUAAAGGAAAUGUUAUAUUAGUCAGUAGUAAACCCAAUUCGGUUAUUCAUACUACACAAGGGAGUUUGCAAACUUUACGGGUUGUCGAAGCUGGUAGUGACGAUAGUUUCUCAGAGGAAGAAUCUCCUAAAAAGCGAAGGGAUUUGUUAACUAGAAGGCCAUCAUAUAGGAAAAUACUCAACGAUCUUGGAGGGGGUGAGAUUGCUGAAGGAAAAGUCGAGCAAACUUCUUCAGAGGCCGAUAGUGAGUUGUCAUCUCACUCAAUCCCAUACCACACAGUACUGCCUGCAACGGCUUUACAGAUAACAAGUGGAGACGGAGGACAAGGCAUACAAACAUUAACAAUGACAAACGCAACUGCAGGUGGGGCCAUAGUACAGUAUGCCCAGGGCCAGGAGUUUUUCGUACCUGGUAAGGAUGUUUCACUUUUCAUCGAUAGUUACCCAGAAGUUAAAAGUGAAAGCCCUGAAAAUUCCGAAUUCCCUGUGCGUUUCAAAAGUUCCCCUGGUAGUCCAGAUUCUUAUUCUUAUUCACCAGUUGUUGCCCAAAGCGGUAAUAUAUCUGGAGGUGGAGGUGAGGAUCAAGCAAGGAAGCGAGAGAUGAGACUUCUCAAAAAUCGUGAAGCAGCCAGGGAGUGCAGGAGGAAGAAGAAAGAAUACAUAAAGUGUUUGGAAAAUCGAGUGGCAGUGCUAGAAAAUCAAAACCAAACUUUGAUUGAAGAGCUGAAAUCUCUCAAAGAACUCUACUGUCAGCAAAAAACUGAAUGAAAUACGUGCAAUUAUUACACUAAGGUGAUGGACUUGACGUUUGUGCUGGUCUUGAAAAGCCUAGCCAGUUUAUGAGCUAGAGAGUGGGCCUUACACCCAUCCUGGUCGAGUAAUAUAAAGGUGAAUUGGUGAAAGGGAAACAAAAUCUGAGAAAUGCAGAAACUCGCAUUUUUGAAAUUCGAUGCAUUUUGUUGGGUAUUUGUUGUGGAAAGAAGUGCUGUUUGCUUUCAAGUGAGAAGAAGUGGUACUAUUCAUCAACUUCAGUAGUCAUCGAAACUGAAAAUGUUUAUUUUGUAGCCCCUUGAUAUCAGUUUUAUACAAACAUGAACAAGGAUUCAGAAUCUACUCUUGAUUGAAUCAAUUUGUGUUGAUUAUUUUGUUUGGAGGUAAGAAUAUUGGGAAGUUAUUUUAUGUUCAAUAUGUUUUUCUCAACAAUUUCAAGUGUAACUUAUUGCGAGUGAGAGGGGAAGAUGAUCGAGUAAUUGAGUUGAAUUAUAAUGGAAAAAUUUUGUUUUUUCAUGAUAUUCAUUGGGUGUUACACACAGAAACCAAUUCCAUUCUGUUUGGUAAAGGCUUUAUUGUUGAUGAACCAGCAAUAGGAGGCGGAUGCUAAAAAAUCUUUUUUGUUUUUUUGUUUUUCUAUAGAAUAUGCAUGCCUCUUUUUAAAAGAAAAUUAAUUCUUGAAUAGUUCACAACUAAUAUAGAAAAUAAAAAUUUCAAACAUUAGAAGAGGCAGUUGUAAUUUUUGCUGUAAUUUUUUGAAAAUCUGCUUUGCAGAAAAUAAUAAAUUGGAGCUAUCCCUUUCUCCUUAAAAACUUUAGGAGUAACAUCUAAAUUUCUCAGGGGAUUAACUCACAAAAGCUCCAAAUAUAGUCCUGCCUUUCUGAUUUUAAUUAUUAUUUUGUAAUAGAUAUUGAUAAUGGGAAGUCCUCAAAUUGAUGUAUAUGCAUUAUGGAAUAUUUUUGCUUCAAUAAUGGCUAGUUUAUAUAUCAUGAUUUCUAUCUUUAAUCUUCAUGGAAGCUGGCGUAUUGUCUAUCAUAAAAAAAUACAGCAGUGUAUUUUCAUAUAUUUUUUUUUAAUUCACAAGAUUGAAGAACACCAAUUUUUUUUAAUGUUGAAAAUUCUCACUGUUAAAUGUUGUUUGUAAAUAGAAACUAUUCUUAGAUUUGGACCCAAAGCCAUCUACACCGAAAUGAAUUUUUUUCUAGUUUUUUUUUGUAGUACUGCCUCUGUUAUUCACAGAAUAUACUUUUUCUACUUCACUUUAUUUAAAUAAUUAUAAUUUUAAUAGGUUCUCGAAAAUUUUAUAAAGAAAAGACAUUUUUCUAAGUGUAGAUGGUUCAACUUGCACGUCUAAGUUCAGUUUGUACUGUAUUAAAAAGGGUAGUAAAAAAUUACAUUUUUUAUAUGUGAUCUCUACUAUUUGAUAAACAAAGUAUGCAAUUAGACUUUGUAUUUUGGGCUAGACAAGGCACCAACUUUAUGAAAAAUGAAUUUUUCUGGGAAAUCAGUGAGUAUAUUGAGCAGACUGUAUGGCGGACACUGUAUAAACGUAUUUGUAUCAUUUUUCAUUUGGAAAAACAACAAUUGUAAUUUUCCCGAUAUUUUUAUCAACCAAAACGUCAAACUAAUUAUACUUUUAUUUUAUUUAUAAUCACCAAAGAAAUUAUUUUUGCAAAUAUUUGCCGGCAUUGUUAUGGUUCAUAAAAUGGGUAAAAGGGUUUAUUGUUGAUCUGUUUCUUGAUUUAUUAUUAUUGAAACAAUUUAUGAAUAUCUUCAUAUGCCAAGCUUUAAAAAAAUUAAAUGAUUUUAAACCGGAAAUAUUAUAAUAUUGAUCUAAGUGUGGUUUUGAAUAUUAUAAUACUUCUGUUUCUUCAUUAAUCAAAACCAAAUAUUACUAAAGUUGUUUUCUACCUUGCAAAUCAUUGUAUAUUUAAUAUUAGUAUUUAUAUGAAGGAAAAAAGGCUUGUGAAAAGUGAUGUAAAUUUUAUUGGAAAGCCAAUGUAAUUGAGGAAAGUGUAUGGAAAAAUGUAAAAUAACAGUUAGGUAUUUAUUGUGAAUUUGAUUCCUUCAAAAGUAUUAUCUGUUAUUUAUAUCUACUAACAAUUUGAAUAAUCACAUUUCGGAAUCUUUCAGAAAUUUGAAUUGGUAAUGUACCUACUUUAUUUGAAAAGUAUUCUAGAACUAUGCUCUCAUAGACGUUAUAUGAAUGAAAAAUUAUUAAUUGGGUGGUGUUGAAUUAUUGCCUUUACUAGUUGACCAUUUCAAACGAGUUGUUGUGGAGAUCAUCCUCAUGCUAAAUAUUUUAUUCUGGAAAAAAUCCGAUCAGACCAAUAAAUUUGCUUGAGAUAACACACUCGUGUGACAAUUUUUCAAUAAAAAUCAAAUUCAAAGUAGUCAUUAACAAUAAAAAACGGUACAUCUUCAUAUCUGAAAUUUAAUUUGGGCUUAAAAAAAAUUAAAAAAAUGUAAAACUAAAAACUGUCCCACUAUAUGGAGUUGAAAGAUUUUAGAUUCAAAAUCAGAAUUUUCUUAAGUGUUCAGGUGUCAACUUGGAACGGGAGUUACUAAAGAUGUACUUCACUGCAGCAAAUGCUCUUUUAAGACUAACCUGCGUAGUUGAUUCCUCAUGCACAACUAAAUCGAUUUUAUAUUGAAAAAAUGUGUAGAUGCAUUAAUAAUGCAGACAUAUUAAUAUAUGGACUUUAUUUUAAAUGCAAUUUGUCAUUCGGUGAGUGAUCAUUAUUUUUAAUCGAAUCAAAGAUCGAUUUAAGUGUUUAUUAUUCAUUUAUUAUUAUAAAUCAAGAAUGAUUAUUGAAUUCAAUAAUAAUUAUAUGAUUUUCUUGAAAAAAAUAAUUAUUAAUUUUAAACUCUGUUUAAAAAUCAUAAUGGGAACUUCAUUAGUAUUUUUCAAUGUGCUUUUGUUUUAAUAUUUUGAAAUGGAAAAUAUACUGGUCAUCUCAGUAAAAAAAAAUUAUAGAAUUUCUUUACGUCUAAAGAUAUCAUCUUUGAAUUGCAGCACUAAUUCAAACUAAAUAUUAUUUUGUUCAUUGCCAGGAAAUAUAAGGACAAGUUUCUGUGGAUGUAGUCUGAAUUUUCCCAACAAUUUGUUUUAUUGGACCAAACUGGUAAGGGUUCCAGUAUUUGUCUGCGAAUUUGGGUUCAGUAACUGUACUACCCAUAAAUUGUCGAAUAUUUUCCAAUUAUAAGUUUUUUCAUUCAUCAAAGUAUACCAUUGCUAUUCUAUUUUCCAUUUGUAUUCCAUUUAAUUCUGAAAAUAGCUUUUGAGUAUUUUUGAAGGUAUUGCAUUCUGUCCAAGACCUGUGGAGUGCCUUGUAGAUUUAGUUUGGAGUGUAUUUCGUAACAUCUACAAAACUUUAUUAAGUGCCAUUUUGAGUGCAAUUUUUAUUGGAGUUGCUCUAAAUUCUCGCAAGAUGUUACGAUGAUCACGAAAAAUGCAGAAAACAAUGGUCUAACAAAAAAAAAACUGUAAAUAGUCUAUGUGAUGUAUAUGUAUUUUUACAUAUCAGAAUAUCUAACUACUUUUGCACAGCCAAAGACACCUAAAAUCCUAAAUUUGUGAAAAAAUCAACUUAUUUUUACAUAAUUGUUGCCUUGUCGGUAUUGAAAGGAACAUGACUGAAAUAUCAAGAUAUUUUUAAUGCUUUGACUUCAGUGAUCAGACACAUUUAAAAGAGUAUUUUGUGAACUCUUCCCAACACUUUCAAAUAUAUAUGAAAUUUAGUUUUUUCGUAGAACAGUCUUAAUAUUUUUUUUAAUCAUGGUUUUUAUUCACUAGAAUCAAGUAUUCAAUCUUCAUCGUCUUGGCAAUUCAGUUCUUUCUAUAUCGAGGGAAAAUAUGUUUGUACUAUAUUUAUUCUCUUGCUAUUUUUGGUUGGUAGCCAUUUGUAGUUAGGAAAAUUUGUAAAUAAGAUUAUUACUAGAUGUUAUAAGUAUUAGUUGAAAACUGAUUUAUUGAAUAAAAUGAUAUUUUAGUUCA
Molecule: messenger RNA, 5398 nt
Organism: Leptinotarsa decemlineata (Colorado potato beetle)
Lineage: Eukaryota; Metazoa; Arthropoda; Insecta; Coleoptera; Chrysomelidae
Gene: CrebB
Product: Cyclic-AMP response element binding protein B
Biological process (GO): regulation of transcription by RNA polymerase II
Cellular component (GO): nucleus; transcription regulator complex
Molecular function (GO): RNA polymerase II cis-regulatory region sequence-specific DNA binding; DNA-binding transcription factor activity, RNA polymerase II-specific; protein binding
Source: RefSeq, a predicted model, not a curated record